Gambusia affinis (western mosquitofish) is the source of this 2747-nucleotide messenger RNA. It is a transcript of the gene sfrp2l, whose product is annotated as secreted frizzled-related protein 2 like. Gene Ontology annotation, molecular function: Wnt-protein binding. The record is from RefSeq and is a predicted model, not a curated record. The transcript is spliced from 3 exons. The coding region runs from base 222 to 1247 and encodes 341 amino acids. Lineage: Eukaryota; Metazoa; Chordata; Actinopteri; Cyprinodontiformes; Poeciliidae. Gene Ontology annotation, biological process: canonical Wnt signaling pathway; negative regulation of canonical Wnt signaling pathway; non-canonical Wnt signaling pathway.
UUGUAGCAUUUAUAAUGAGUGUGAUGUGCUUAGUGUUUACUGAUCCAGUAGAGCUGGUUCUGUUUGAGUCAGUCAGUCUGAUGGGGUGGGAUGAUGACUGGGAGGCGCCUGCCCUCUAAUUACCCCCUGUUUCUACCAAACACCUCUUCGUUUACACCCUAAAGAGAGUCAAGUCCAGGCAGUGCUGCUAGCUGUGAACAUUUCACUAAAGUAUCAGGAUCAUGUCUGUUUUUGUGCUCAGCUCUCUUAUGCUCUUCAGUGUAGUUUAUGCCUCUGACCCUGCGGAUCCAGUUUUGCUCGGACCUCCUACCAUCGGGUUCAGCUCUUCGUUCCGCUCGGUUUGUAAGCCUAUCCCCAGCACCCUGUCUCUGUGCCACGGCAUCGGCUACCGGCGUAUGUGGAUCCCCAACCUGCUCGGCCACGACUCCCUGAAAGAGGCCCAGCAACAGUCAGCCGCCUGGCUGCCGCUCAUCUCCAAGCUGUGCCACCAGGACACCAAGAAGUUCCUGUGCUCCCUGUUCGCCCCGGUGUGCGUGCCGGAGCUCGUCGGGCCCGUGAGCCCCUGCAGGAGCCUGUGCGAGGCCGUGCGGGACGGCUGCGUGCCUGUGAUGAGCGCCUUCGGGUUCCCCUGGCCCGAGAUGUUUAACUGCUCUCGAUUCCCAAGCGGGACCGAGCUCUGUAUCCCAGCAGAAGGACAGCUGGAGGAGCGGACGGAAGAGGAGGUCAGGCGUGAGGAGGAGCUGAAAGGGAGCAUCAUCUGUGAUGCCUGCACUCUGACUGCUGAAGGAGAGUCUGACAUCCAGGAAAACUUCUGCCACAGUCCAUAUGCUUUAAAGAUGCGUCUGGAGAGUGUCUCAACAGUAGGAGGCGACCGUCAGCUGGUGCCUGUGGCCCGCAGCCGCAUCCUGAGGUGGGCAGGGGGAGGUGCAGAGAGGGCGCAGGAGUUUGGAGGCGCAACGACCCACAGGGCUCUGUGGCUGCAGGAAGGAGGCAGCUGUACUUGUCCCGGCUUAGACUUGGCAGAGACAAACAACAAGCAAGAGGAAAAUGUAGAGCCGGUUGACAAAAAAAAGGCAAAGAGAGGAGGAAGACUGGAGAAUAGACCCCAAGCUGGAUGGUUCCUGGCCCUAGCUCAGGCUGAAGAAGGAAGACUUAUUUUGACUCGACUCGUUAAGUGGACCCGAGAGGACAAAGAGCUAAAGAAGUUCAUCAGAAGUCUUCUGAAAAAGCCUUGUCCGGAGCUGUAAACAAUUAGCCGUUUUAGUUCGUUGCAGAAUGGUGCCUGUAUGCUACUGGCAGUAACACUUUAUAUUUAUUCACUUGAAUAUAACAAACCCAACGAUUCCUAAAUACUAUGGCUGAGAAAAAUAGAAACAACAUCACAAAAAUAUUCAUUAAAAUAUUAAUUCAUUCAUAUUAAAGACUGAGUAGAUACUCUCACCUAAUCGCCUGGCAUAAGUUGUCUGACACCCUUAAAAUUUAUGUAAUUUAACUGCUAGGGAUUAUUUAAAUUGUAAAAAUUCUGAAUUGGUUUUACAUUCUGAUGAAAUUACAAUCAAACCAUUUUCCGUUACAGUGGACAUCAUGAAUAUUUCAACUGUAGUAACUGUUUCUGUAGUAAAAGCUUAUUUUGAUGAUAACCCGUAGCUUUUUGUAACUGCAACAAUUUAUUUUAUUAAUUAAUUUGCUUUUUUUUUUUGCAUUACCACAUCUUUUUCUAACAAAGAUGUCACUUACAUGACAAAAAGACUUAGAGGAAGUGAAGUGUGCCUAAUAUCUAAGUUGAAUAUGUUUGGUGCAAGAAAUAAAUGUAGUAACGAUGAAUCUGAGGAUGGGCAGUAAGGAUGCUGACGUAGUUUAAGUAGCUGAGGAUGCACUAGCUGAUAGAGCUCAAGGACAGAAGAAAAAAAAAAAGACACCAGAAAGCAUAAAAGAAACACCUUCAGUGUGGGAAGCUUGUUUUUGUGUUUGUACUGAAAUGUGUCUGAUAACUGAGUUCACUGAUGAUUUCCAUUUCCUAUUUCAUUUAGUGAAAUAAGCAAAAUAUCUGCUGGAUUUGUUAGAAAUGUUAAUUAUUAAAAGGCAGAGUUCAACAGGGGAGCUGGGGAGGAUCUGAAGAGUCAAGACAAGAAACUAAAUGGGUGAGGGGACAGAAGCAUCAACAGAGGGAAACAUUUUUUUUAUGACACUGAACAUUAGAAAGUUGUAAACUAUGGGGUUGCUUUCAUCGUUUUCACCUUGUGAAAUGGUAUUAGUUCUUUUUCACAUACAUAUUUCCAGUUCUAAAUGCAUGUUUCCCAUGUUUUGAAAGUAUGAAAUAAUAAAAAAAAUUAUAUAUGGCGUUAUCAGUUUUCAGUUCAAGUGGUCCACAGCCUGAUUGUUACAAAAUCCGGACUUGCAAGAUGCUAAUUUAUUUCAUGUAUUAUUUUUAGAAAACUUUCAACUCUGAAGAAUGAGAUAUAGAGCUGUAUUCUGAUUGUUGGCCAUUUCAACAUAUUUGUGGUGAAGUUACACAGGCUGUGAUGGUGACGCAGCGUUUGGAAAGUUGCUAUUUCACAUCAAGUGUAAACCUUCAACGACAAUGUUUGUGGAGUCUUACUUGCAUACAUAAAGAAAAUAUCCAAAUCACAAAGAAAUUCUCAAAUUAUAUUAAUUAACUUUUUUCCAUCCAAUUUGUAUGUACUUCACAUAGUUUUGCUGUUUGAAUAUUUCCCUCUAUAUUUAAUUAAACCCAUCAGUGUAUUACA